Messenger RNA from Brassica rapa (field mustard), 2559 nucleotides. Its product is annotated as V-type proton ATPase catalytic subunit A. The record is from RefSeq and is a predicted model, not a curated record. Lineage: Eukaryota; Viridiplantae; Streptophyta; Magnoliopsida; Brassicales; Brassicaceae. Gene Ontology annotation, molecular function: ATP hydrolysis activity; proton-transporting ATPase activity, rotational mechanism; ATP binding. Gene Ontology annotation, biological process: proton transmembrane transport; ATP metabolic process. Gene Ontology annotation, cellular component: plant-type vacuole; proton-transporting V-type ATPase, V1 domain.
AAGAAUCAAGGCCAUAAGUAAUCUGUCACGUGGCUAGCUAAUGAAGCACGGAGCCGAAUCCACAAGCGUAAGGUGUGAUGUCAUGUAGAGGAUCGCUCCACGAUUUCGUCAAUCAGAUCAACUUCUUCUACAACUCUGUAAAUAUCUACCUACGUGCCUCCCCUACUUCCCUCUCUUCUCGUGACCACUCUUCCCGUCUCUUCACUGGAGGUGAAUUUUGUGUUCCUGCUCGAUCGGAUUUGAAUCUCUGGUUGCUGCGAAAAUGCCGCCGUUUUACGCAGGAAAGCUCACGACCUUCGAGGAUGAUGAGAAGGAGAGCGAGUAUGGUUACGUUCGCAAGGUUUCAGGUCCCGUCGUUGUUGCUGAUGGUAUGGCUGGUGCUGCUAUGUAUGAGUUGGUGCGUGUUGGGCAUGAUAAUUUGAUUGGAGAGAUCAUUCGUCUUGAAGGAGAUUCCGCCACCAUUCAAGUUUACGAGGAAACAGCUGGACUGACUGUUAAUGAUCCUGUUCUUCGAACUCACAAGGUUCGUGACUUCUUUAUCUUGUUUUUUUUUAGUAAGUCUACAGCUAACAUAUGUUAUUUCCUUAAUUUUCAGCCUCUUUCUGUGGAGCUUGGACCAGGAAUAUUGGGAAAUAUCUUCGAUGGAAUUCAGAGGCCUUUGAAGACUAUUGCGAAAAGAUCUGGUGAUGUGUACAUCCCUCGUGGUGUGUCUGUUCCAGCUCUUGACAAAGAUUGUCCUUGGGAAUUCCAGCCGAAUGAUUUUGUCGAGGGAGACACAAUAACUGGUGGUGACUUGUAUGCUACCGUCUUCGAGAACACCCUGAUGACACACCGUGUUGCCCUUCCUCCUGAUGCCAUGGGGAAGAUCACUUACAUUGCUCCAGCUGGUCAAUAUUCCCUUAAGGAUACAGUGCUAGAGCUUGAAUUUCAGGGGGUUAAGAAAUCGUACACCAUGCUUCAGAGCUGGCCUGUACGUACGCCUAGGCCAGUUGCAUCCAAACUUGCUGCCGAUACUCCUCUACUUACGGGGCAGCGUGUGCUUGAUGCCCUUUUCCCCUCCGUUCUUGGUGGAACCUGUGCCAUUCCUGGUGCUUUUGGCUGUGGUAAAACUGUUAUCAGUCAGGCACUUUCAAAGUACUCCAACUCCGAUGCUGUUGUUUACGUUGGUUGUGGAGAGAGAGGAAAUGAAAUGGCUGAGGUGCUUAUGGACUUCCCACAAUUGACAAUGACGUUGCCUGAUGGUCGUGAGGAAUCUGUCAUGAAACGUACUACACUGGUUGCCAACACCUCUAACAUGCCUGUGGCUGCUCGUGAAGCCUCAAUUUACACAGGAAUCACUAUCGCUGAAUAUUUCAGAGAUAUGGGCUACAAUGUUAGUAUGAUGGCAGACUCAACUUCCCGUUGGGCAGAAGCAUUGAGAGAAAUUUCAGGACGUCUGGCUGAAAUGCCUGCCGACAGUGGAUAUCCUGCCUAUCUAGCAGCACGUUUGGCAUCCUUCUAUGAACGUGCGGGUAAAGUGAAAUGUCUCGGUGGACCAGAACGUGAUGGAAGUGUCACAAUUGUUGGUGCUGUUUCACCUCCUGGUGGAGACUUUUCAGAUCCUGUGACUUCUGCAACCCUUAGUAUUGUGCAGGUCUUCUGGGGUUUGGAUAAAAAGCUUGCCCAGAGAAAGCAUUUUCCUUCUGUUAAUUGGCUGAUUUCCUACUCAAAGUAUUCCACGGCAUUGGAAUCUUUCUAUGAGAAGUUCGAUCCAGAUUUCAUCAACAUCAGGACAAAGGCCAGAGAGGUGUUGCAGAGGGAAGAUGAUCUUAAUGAAAUUGUCCAGCUUGUGGGAAAAGAUGCGCUAGCGGAAGGUGACAAAAUCACCUUGGAAACAGCUAAGUUAUUGAGGGAAGACUACCUUGCUCAAAACGCUUUCACACCAUAUGACAAGUUCUGCCCUUUCUACAAGUCUGUGUGGAUGAUGCGUAACAUUAUCCAUUUCUACAACCUAGCCAAUCAGGCGGUUGAAAGAGCAGCUGGAAUGGAUGGUCAAAAGAUUACUUACACUCUCAUCAAGCAUCGUUUGGGAGAUCUUUUCUACCGUUUAGUGUCUCAGAAGUUCGAAGAUCCAGCAGAAGGGGAGUCUGCGCUUGUGGCUAAAUUCAAGAAACUGUACGAGGAUCUCACUGCUGGAUUCCGUGCCUUGGAGGAUGAAACUCGGUAAGCUCUCGUCAGAGUCUCCACAAGUCCGAAAAGUGCUCUCUUGUGUGUUUUGAGCCAAACAACUAUCAUAGUGGUUGGUAUUCUAUUUAUCGGUGGUUUGGUUCGAUCGAUCGAGUUUUAUCCCUGCGAACGUCAUGAAUCUCCGGCUGUGCUGUGUAAUAUGUUUGAUUCGUUGUUUUUUUUUGUUUUGUAUGUUUUCGUUUUGAUGGUAAUAAGGUACAGCCAAAGUGAGUCAUCUAUUUGAUUUGAUGUACCUCUCAAUUCAAUAAGUUAUUGUUAUUAUUGUCCAAAUGCACUUAAAAAAACUAUUGGUGAUACUUUUACUUUCCCAUAAUAUCAUCAUUUUGUAUUUUU